Messenger RNA from Telopea speciosissima, 1202 nucleotides. Its product is annotated as cyclin-D1-1-like. Gene Ontology annotation, biological process: regulation of cyclin-dependent protein serine/threonine kinase activity; mitotic cell cycle phase transition. The transcript has 6 exons. Gene Ontology annotation, molecular function: cyclin-dependent protein serine/threonine kinase regulator activity. The record is from RefSeq and is a predicted model, not a curated record. Gene Ontology annotation, cellular component: nucleus; cytoplasm; cyclin-dependent protein kinase holoenzyme complex. The coding region runs from base 75 to 1163 and encodes 362 amino acids. NCBI's taxonomy places the organism in Eukaryota, Viridiplantae, Streptophyta, Magnoliopsida, Proteales, Proteaceae.
UCUCAGUUUUGGUUUGACCAGAUUAACUAAUACGAUGGGAAGAGAAUGAAGAGUUUUUCUCUUCAAGGAUUAUCAUGUCUAUGUCCUCAUCUUUCUCCGAUUAUUCUUCCGAUCUUCUCUGCGAUGAGGACGCCGGCAUAUUUGACGGAGACUCGCCGGAAUGUUUCUUUCCAACUCUCCAACUCCCUGCCGACAUGGAGUUAUCGAUUGCUAGGUCCGUAGAGGAAGAAGGAGAGUACAUGCCUGGAUUGGAUUAUCCCACAAGGUUUCGGUCUCAAGAACUCGACGCUUCCGCUCGACAGGAAUCCAUUGCAUGGAUUCUCAAGGUGCAUGCGUUCUACCGCUUCCAGCCUGUAACGGCUUAUCUCUCCGUCAAUUACAUGGAUCGUUUCCUCUCCACCCGUCGUCUGCCGGAAGCAAAAGGAGGAGGAGGAGGGUGGCCAUUACAACUGGUAUCUGUAGCAUGUUUGUCAUUAGCUGCUAAAAUGGAGGAAGCCCUAGUACCAUCACUUCUGGAUCUCCAGAUUGAAGGUGCAAAGUUCAUCUUUGAGCCCAAGACCAUCCGCAGGAUGGAACUUCUGGUUUUGGCUACCUUGGAUUGGAGGCUUCGUUCCGUAACACCUUUCGAUUUCAUCACUUUCUUCGCCUGUAAAGUCGACCCGACUACUACUUUUAUAGCUUCCCUCGUCUCACGCGCCACCCAAACUAUCCUAACCACUAUCCGAGAGAUCAACUUCCUAGAGUAUUGGCCAUCAUCGUUGGCUGCUGCAGCGAUACUCUGUGCCGCCAAUGAGAUUCCAAACGUAUCGUUUGUUGUUAACCCUGGAAGUGCUGGAUCCUGGUGCGAUGGACUAAAGAAAGACAGGAUUGUGAGUUGUUAUAGGCUAAUGCAACAAGUUGUGGUUGAACACAGUAGUAGUCAGAGAAAGCCUCCAAGAGUAGUACCACAGCUCAUCAGACUCAUAACUCAUCUGGGUGGGAUACGGUCGGGAAGCUCAUCAUCUUCCUUAUCGUCGUCAUCAUCUUCAUCUCCAUCCAGCAAAAGGAGAAAGCUAAACAACUACUCAUGGGUAGAGGAUGAAAAGGACAACCCUAUCAACUCUGAAGAAAGUGAUGACAUUGAAAGAGAUGGUAAAAAUAUUUGUUGGUCCAAAGGUGUCUAGCUAGUUUAAUCCUCGAUCAAUAUUUUUUUUUUAAUGUUG